Molecule: messenger RNA, 3347 nt
Organism: Andrographis paniculata
Lineage: Eukaryota; Viridiplantae; Streptophyta; Magnoliopsida; Lamiales; Acanthaceae
Product: G-type lectin S-receptor-like serine/threonine-protein kinase At1g11330
Exons: 8
Coding region: 723-3227 (834 amino acids)
Biological process (GO): protein phosphorylation; recognition of pollen
Molecular function (GO): protein serine/threonine kinase activity; ATP binding
Source: RefSeq, a predicted model, not a curated record
AGUGGCGGCCUUCACUGGCUCUCCCUUACACUCACACAUCUUUCUAAUUCACUCAUAUCGCAUCUAUAUAUCUCCGGUCAAUUUCAUCUUCCCCACCCCACACACACUUAUAUAUAUAAUAUAUAUAUUAUAUCUACGUACCUCCAUUUUUGACCAAUUGCAUUGCACAUCCCCAAAUUCUUAAUUCAAUUGCAGUUGGCUAUUUGAAUAAUGGAUUUAAGUCUUUAACGGGCCUUAUUACCUGUAUUCUUCUACACUAUGCAGCAGCUGCACACAGAUCCGUAUCCACCAUUAUCCUACAUUUAAUUAAUUAAUUAUAGAAACUGUUCUUACAGAUCUGUGUUUUGUAAUGAGGAAUUUCUGUUGCAAGUGAUUAUUAGGGAGUUCAGCACCCGAUGGAUUGAGUGCAAUGUUGCGGGACUUGGAGUCCCAAGAACAUUCGCGAACGGAUUAUCAUAUCAGCAGGAGGCAGUGGUGGUGGUGGAAGAAUGGAGUGAAAUCUCCGGGAAUUUGGAAAAAGUGGAAUUUGGGAGUUUUUUCCAGUGAUGAAGAAAAUUUGCACGCUGAUUAUCGAUUGGGGGAUCCCUCGACAGCGAUGGGUUGAAGACUAGCUUCGUGGAUUUGUUCAAUUAUUCGUUCGAUAAUGGAUGCGAUUUAGGUAUAUUGGGGAUUAGGGUUUAUUUGCGGAUUUGGGGAUUUUGAUUUUGUGCUUGUUGGUUGGAAUGAUGAUCGGGGAGAGUGUUUUGUUGCGGGUUUUUGAUCUGUUCUUGAUUUUGAUUUUAAUUUUGAUUUUCUGUUUCCUCGGCGGCGGAUUCGGUUUGGGAACGGACGCCAUUACCGCCGCCGCGGUGCUCCGCGACGGCGACAGGAUAAACUCCGCCGGAAAUCAGUUCACGUUGGGGUUCUUCAGCCCGAACGGCACGACGGAGAGGUACGUCGGAAUAUGGUACUACGUGUCGCCGCCGGCGACCACGUGGAUCGCGAAUCGUGAAUCUCCGUUGCGCGAUAGGCGUGGCAGUGUCUUAAUUUCCGGCGACGGGAAUCUCGCCGUCGCCGCCGGCGACGGCAACAUUAUCUGGUCGUCCAAUACGACGUCGUCGGCAAACACGACGGCGCAAUUGCUCGACUCCGGCAACCUCAUCCUCAAAGACACCUCCACCGGAGCCACCGUCUGGGAGAGCCACCGCCACCCGGUGGACUCAUUCCUGCCGGCGAUGAGGGUGUCGCACAACCCAAGAACCGGCGCCCGAACCGCCCUCAAUUCCUGGAGAACCUUCCAGAAUCCCGGCCAUGGAAAUUUCACCUCCGGCCUGGACGCCAUUAGAAUUCCUCAAAUCUACAUUUGGGAGAAUGGAAUUCCCCGGUGGCGGAGCGGCCCUUGGAACGGCCGAAUUCUGACAGGGGUGGCCGGAAUGUACUCCGUCUACAUCGACGGAUUCAGCGUCGCGACCGAGGAAGACGGGACGGUAUACUUCACCCGCAAUUUCCGGCAGCAAUUCAUCUCCCGAAACCACCUCACUGCUGACGGAAUUCUCAUCGAGGCUGGUUGGGAUCCCAGCAAGAACGACUGGAACGUUACAUGGUCGGGGCCGGCGAGCGACUGCGAUUAUUACAACAAAUGCGGCCCGUUCGCCGUUUGUUUCGUCAAGAGUCGUCCGAUAUGCAGUUGUUUGCGCGGCUACGAGCCGAGGAACAGAGGGGAUUGGGCUCGAGGGGUGUGGGAUGGCGGCUGUGUUCGACGAGAUUCGUUGCAGUGCGAUCAGGACGGCGAUAAAAAUCAGGAGGAUGGGUUUGCGAAGCUGUCGUUUAUCAAGGUCCCUGACUUCAUGUCGUGGUCGUCCGGUGUGGAGACUGAAUGCGCGAGCUUGUGUUUGAAGAACUGUUCUUGUUUGGCGUACGCCUACGAUCCCGGCAUCGGAUGUAUGUUUUGGAACACGACGUUGAUCGAUGUUCAGAAGUUCGAUGGCAAUGCCGGCUCGGAUUUCUUCGUUCGCGUCGCCUAUUUCAACGUCGACAAAGAGAAGAAGAGCAAUAGAAUCGUCGUUAUAGCAUCGAUUGUCGCUAGUUUGGCCGGAGCCGCCGUUUUCUUAUCGAUUGCUUGGUGGGUGUUGUGUAGACGGAGAAAACGCAGGAAGAGAUUGACGUCUUUCGAUAAGGGAGAAAAAAGCUUAACGAAUUCGAGUGAAUUUGCGCUCCGGAGCGACAUGGGUAAGGUUAAGAUCGACGAGUUGCCGUUGUUCGGCUUCGAGACGUUAGCCGGCGCGACUGAGAAUUUCGACACGAGGAAUAAGUUGGGAAUGGGUGGAUUCGGUCCCGUCUAUAAGGGACAACUGGCGAACGGCGACCAAAUUGCGGUGAAGAGGUUGUCCGCAGCGUCGGGACAAGGCUACGAGGAGUUCAUGAACGAGGUCCUCGUGAUAUCGAAACUUCAGCACCGGAAUCUCGUCCGGCUGCUCGGAUGCUGCGUCGAGAGAGAGGAAAAAAUGCUCGUUUACGAGUACUUGCCCAAUCGAAGCUUAGACGUGUUCCUAUUCGAUAAAUCGCAAGACGUGCUCGAUUGGUCGAGAAGGCUAAAUAUCAUCGAAGGCAUCGGUCGGGGUCUCCUUUAUCUCCAUCGCGACUCCCGGCUGAGGAUAAUUCACCGCGACCUAAAGCCGAGCAACAUAUUACUCGACGAGGAUUGGAACCCGAAGAUCUCGGAUUUCGGCAUGGCGAGAAUUUUUGGCGGGAACCAGGAUCAGGCGAACACGGGAAAAGUCGUGGGAACAUACGGGUAUAUGGCCCCCGAGUACGCGAUGGGGGGCCGAUUCUCGGAGAAAUCGGAUGUGUUCAGCUUCGGAGUUCUCGUCCUCGAAAUCGUUAGCGGUCGAAAGAACACGAGCUUCUACAACGACGAGUACUCGUUAGGCCUUCUCGGAUUCGCGUGGAAGCUGUGGAACGAAGACAAUACCGCGGAAUUUAUAGACGAUCGGAUAUCAAGUGCGGCGUCGGGGCCGGAGAUUAUGAGAUGUCUGCACAUUGGGCUGCUGUGCGUGCAGGAGUUCCCGAUCAGCCGGCCGACAAUAUCGACAGUGCUGUCGAUGCUGAGCAGUGAAAUUAUGGACCUGAUGGCGCCAGAGCGGCCGGGAUUCACCGACCGGUGGAGCCGGACGAAUGUCGGGUCGUCGUCGUCGACCCAAACCCAGUCGGGAAAUAAUGUGACUCUGACGGUGAUGGAGGGGAGAUGAGCAUAGAGUUGGGUGUUUGUGUAUGUAAAUUACGUAAGAUAUAUAAAUAUAUAUCUUCGAUUAUUUGGAUAUUUUGAAAAUUUUGUCACUAUUUAUUAAUAUAUAUCAAUAUUUUUUAAA